This is a messenger RNA of Octopus sinensis (East Asian common octopus), 2360 nucleotides long. RefSeq lists its product as uncharacterized. The coding region runs from base 263 to 2227 and encodes 654 amino acids. Gene Ontology annotation, biological process: regulation of apoptotic process. The transcript is spliced from 9 exons. The record is from RefSeq and is a predicted model, not a curated record. Lineage: Eukaryota; Metazoa; Mollusca; Cephalopoda; Octopoda; Octopodidae. Gene Ontology annotation, molecular function: protease binding; death domain binding.
GUUUCUGCCAUCGAUGGCAUCGCUGUAAUUGACUAUACCCCCCUCCCCACCCACCUACGCAAUCUUCGGUCCUUUUGCCUUUAGUUGAUUGGAUAAUUACUAUAACUCUUUUGUAAAAGAAAAAUAUGAAAGUAACUGCAGUGGAAAAUUUAAACCCGUCUUUCGCCGAAUCGUGAAUCAGGAAGUUUUGCAGAUUGGAUACCCAGAAUCUACAACCUUUUGAGAAAUUCUGUCAUUGCUGGUAGUGAUAGAAUAGAAAGAAAUGGGAUCUAAGAGAAAGAAGAAUCUCUCGCGAUCGCAGAGAAACAAGAAAAAUUAUGUACGUAAAUGUAGAUCAAAGAAAAAUGUAACAAGCAUUCCUGAGCAAGGGAACUUUUCAACAGGCAUCCAUAAUGCUUUGCCGAGUACAUCAGGCACUUUACAGGUCACCGAGGAACUUCACAAUGCGAGCAAUUCACAGCUGAGGCCAUACGUUGAUGACUCAUCAGAUGAGGAUAUAGAGAUAAUGAGUCCAGAACACAAGAGGCGCCUGAAUGACUGUUUGGUGAAAUUGGUGGAAAAUAUGAUUCCUGAUGAAGUGCUCAAUAUUUUAUUGGCAAAGAAAGUAUUAACAAUCUCUGAGAUGGACACAGUUAAAAGUAAGGGAAUCCGUAUGGCUAUGAAUGAAAUGCUCAUUUCUUUGGUGACCUGCAAGCCAGAUAAAGCAUUUAGUGUACUUGUAGAGGCCCUGAAGAGAUCUGAGCAAAAGAAUUUGGCCAAGUUACUGACAUCUACCGAGUAUCGAAAACGGAAACCAGCGUUUGAAGGAAACAAAGAUGUCACUGAGGAUCGGAAGGCCGUACAGAAGUCACCUAUUUCAGCUAAGGUGAAAGAAAGGAUUACACCUCAAAUUAUCCAACCCACAGGCAUAAAGAUAUUGAAGCAAAAGAACAGUUUGCAAACAUUCAUCCAGAUCUGUGAAAAAAUGUCAGAUCAACCAAAGGAAAUUCCAGGCAGUCAACUGACAAAACAGAACCUGCGAAAAUCCAAAUCUGAUCCAUUGCCAAGCAUGUCAGGCUGUAAAGUGCCAUUUGAGAAAAGCAGUAAGAAAUUCCCCAAUAAGAAUAUUUCUCAGUUGGCAUCAGUUGUUGAUGAAUCGACAGACAGCAAUUCUGAAAAGAUGAUGAGUGAAGAACAUAAGAAAUUGGUGAAGGACAACCGUGUGAAGUUAGUGCAGAAUAUGAUCGCGAAUGACGUAUUGGAUCAUUUGUUGCAGAAGGAUGUAUUAACAAUGUCUGAAAAGGACCGAAUCAAAGCUGAAGGAGCAUCUAUGAAUGAAAAACUCAUUGAUACAAUCAUGUGCAAACAAGAUAAGGCUUUCUUUGUGUUUGUAGAUGCCCUGAAGAACACUGGUCAACCUCAUUUGGCUGAUUUGCUGUCACCUGCAAAAAAGCGAAAACCAGCAUCCGGUAGAGAAAAUGCCAAUGCAAAAAGAAUGGUGAUACAGUCUAACCAAAGCAGUAUCCUGCCUAAAACAGUCACUCCGACCAGCGUGAAAGUGGAGCUGCAGAGUGAAGGAGAGAUAUACAAUGCUGGAUCAAAGAAUAUUCUAAUCAACGAGCCAAGGGAAGAUAAUCCUUUAAUAAGCAAAUAUGAUCAAUUGCCGAGUACAUCGGCCUAUGUAGAGGCGUCUGCGGAAAGCAUUGAGAGCCUUCCCAAUGAAGCUUUUUCUCAGACGGGAUCAGUUGAUGAAUCGACAGACGGCGAAGACAGCGAUUCUGUGAAGAUGAUGAGUGAAGAACAUAAGAAAUUGGUGAAGGACAACCGUGUAAAGUUAGUGCAGAAUAUGAUCGCGAAUGACGUAUUGGAUCAUUUGUUGCAGAAGGAUGUAUUAACAAUGUCUGAAAAGGACCGAAUCAAAGCUGAAGGAGCAUCUAUGAAUAAAAAACUCAUUGAUACAAUCAUGUGCAAACAAGAUAAGGCUUUCUUUGUGUUUGUAGAUGCCCUGAAGAACACUGGUCAACCUCAUUUGGCUGAUUUGCUGUCACCUGCAAAAAAGCGAAAACCAGGUACACGAUGCUGCCGUUACCUACCCCAGAAACGCGCGGGCCCACGCAGAGUUGGCACAUUGAAAGGAGAAUAUUCCAUUUUCGAAGGAGAAUCUCUACAUACCUUCAGAGUCGAAAGCGGUCAAGAAGGUCAGACGUUAUCCAUUAAGGUCCUCAAAAAAGCUGAGUACUUAAUGUGAUGGUGACACGGGUGGCAAUGCUGGAGCAUCGCUAUAACAGGGUUUUAAUCAAAAAUCAAAUUUACUCCAUUAUAUUCUUUUAUUUGCUUCUGUAAUUUAACUGUGGCCAUGCUAGAGCACCCCUUUAGUAGAA